AUGGCCCUUUUCUUGUUUCUUUUGUUUGUGUCCGGCAUCCAAUUCCUCUUCUUUCUUUUGCUGUUGAUCUCACAUCGACAGUAGCUCCUUCUUGUUCAGGGUCAUCAGAUGAGAGAUCUUCCUCUGACUCUAAGAAAUCAGUCAAAUGGGAGGCUACCCUCGACUCACCUCUCUAUCUAUAAAACCUUUCCCAGAGGAGAGUAGAAGCUCUAGGAUGAGUAUAUCCUAGAUUCCGGGAUUCAUUCUUGUCCUGAUCCACUAUGGAAGUUUUGAAAUCUACAAAAACAUUCUAGGAGAGGGCUCGUAAUGAUCUUCUCAAAGAUCACAAGGUGUUGAAGUGGCAGGAUAGGUAGGGGGAUCUGUAAGUUUUUGUGAAAGGGAUGCUCUUAUCAUGUUAUUGCUGAAAAGAAAAACCGAAUUCCUCUAUUUAAUUCGAUUCAUCCACACUUCCAUUCCCUGUAGAGGAAGGCUAACUACUUGCUGGCUGAGAGCUGUAUGAGCAAUAAUGUCCACAUACGGUUCCGUG
Messenger RNA from Theobroma umbraticum, 526 nucleotides. Lineage: Eukaryota; Viridiplantae; Streptophyta; Magnoliopsida; Malvales; Malvaceae. The record is from RefSeq and is a predicted model, not a curated record.